Molecule: messenger RNA, 1269 nt
Organism: Caenorhabditis briggsae
Lineage: Eukaryota; Metazoa; Nematoda; Chromadorea; Rhabditida; Rhabditidae
Gene: Cbr-hmbx-1
Product: Protein CBR-HMBX-1
Exons: 3
Coding region: 1-1269 (422 amino acids)
Biological process (GO): positive regulation of DNA-templated transcription
Cellular component (GO): nucleus
Molecular function (GO): double-stranded telomeric DNA binding
Source: RefSeq, a predicted model, not a curated record
AUGAUCUUCACUGUUGAGCAACUCGAGCUCAUCAGAAAACUUCGUGAAAGUGGAAUCUCAUCAGACCAAGUGGUCCAAGCCUUCGAAGAGCCCAAAGUCCUAACUCCACAAAACAACAACAAGCUCUACAGUAACCCAUUGCUCAUCCAGCAGCUCACUUCUACAGUACCCACCCUGCACAUCCGAACCGUUCCAUCACCCAUCAAUAUGGUCGUCAAAUCGGAAGUCUCUUCUAGCUCCACAAGCCCCGCCCCCGUUUUUGAGCAUCCGAUUUGCUCAAAUGCUCCAAGGCCGAUUAGGAGUCAGAGAACGCCGAUGAAGGAGAUUACGACGUUGGAUGAUCCGAGUGAAUUGGAAGAGUUCAUGCAGAAUGGAGAGGAAAUGUGUAUUCAGGAUAUGAAGACGUUCAUUACACAGUAUUCGUUGAGACAGACUACGGUAGCACAUAUGACAGGUGUCUCCCAACCAUACAUCUCAAAACUUCUCAACGGAAACCAUCGGGAGCUCUCCCUCCGUUGCCGUAAAAACAUCUACUGUUGGUACCUGAACUGCCGUCGUCACCCUGAAAAACUCACCGCCUUCAUUUCCGACCCAUCAACCCGCCUGGAGACAAACGGAGAUGGAGAGCUCAUUCCACAACGGCGAGAACGCUACGUCUUCCGACCGAUUCUCAUCAAAAUGCUCGAGAAUUUCUUCAACCAGACGCCAUUCCCAGAUUUGCCACGUCGUGUUGAAAUCGCCACUGCCUGUAACCAUGUCCUUCAAUUGGACAAGAAAGGCGUUGGGUUGAUGCCAAAAGAAGUCGUUUCACCGCAAGUUGUGUCCAAUUGGUUUGCCAACAAACGAAAGGAGUUGAGAAGACGUUCCGCUGAGGCGUCUGCUGCAUCCACGUCAUCUGCAUCGUCUACAGUGUCUUCUGGAUCCGUUGAUGUUGCUAGUAUCUCCAGUAUGAGUCCCACUUCUAGAGAUGAUGAGAACAGCUCUCGAAACAUGACUCCAGAAGUUGAACCAUCCUCUCCACUGGCUUUGAUCAAGGAAGAAAACGAAGAACCAGCCACUACAGUAACCCCUCCAACAUCUCUUCCCCUUCCGAUGAUACCAACCAUGCCAUCGUUGAUCCCAAACCCUACAGUAACCUCUCCAUUAGAGCUUCUGGCUAUUGCUCAGCAGCUGGGACUUCAAAUUCCAAUGCCUCAAUUCCCUGGAGCGUUCUUGCCGUUUCCAAUGACCGGAUUCUACAGUAAUCCAGCGAUUUUGAAGUCGGAGUAG